UGGUGACGCGCUUAGGGGCGGGGCGAGGGAACGGUGUUUCAGGGUUCUUCUCCGUUACCUCCGCUCCGACAGUCCAAGCCUUCUGGGACCUCAUUAUGCAAACAGUUGCAGGACAGCUAACUUGUCUGACUGCUUCACUUAUUAUGAUGAUUUCCUAAAGCCGCGCUUCUCUCAUAAUCCAAGAACCAAAACAACACCGGGGUCCAAUUCCCACUGAGUUCUGCAAACAUGCCUGAGGUUCGGGAUCUUUCUGAAGCUUUGCCUGAGAUGUCUAUGGACCCGAUCACUGGUGUUGGAGUUGUCGCCUCUAGGAACAGGGCUCCCACUGGAUAUGAUGUGAUUUCUACUACAACAGACGGCCUGGAUGCUGACCUGUGGAAGGAUGGCCUUUUCAAGUCCAAAGUGACUCGUUACCUUUGCUUCACCAGAGUUUUCUCCAAAGAAAAUAGCCAUUUAGGCAACGUCCUUGUGGACAUGAAGCUGAUCGAUAUAAAGGACACUUUGCCAGUGGGGUUCAUCCCAAUCCAGGAAACGGUUGACACUCAAGAGCAGGCCUUCAGGAAGAGGCGGCUCUGCAUCAAGUUUAUUCCGAGGGACUCGACAGAAGCCGCCAUCUGUGACAUUCGUAUCCUGGGUCGCUCCAAGCAGGCACCUCCUCAGUACACCUUCAUAGGAGAGCUCAACAACAUGGGAAUCUGGUAUCGCAUGGGGAAUGUGCUUCGUGCUCAGGACUCGGUGCAGACUCCAACCACCGCCAACAACACCCAGAACAUUAACUCCUCCACAGUCCUAGCCCCAGUCCCAGCAGCUCCAAUGCCCAAACACAUUUCCAUGACCCUUCCUGCCAGCUUCAGAGGGAAGAACACCACCAGACCAGACUAUGAGCACCAGAACUCUAACCUUUAUGCUAUCUCAGCUAUGGACGGAGUGCCUUUCAUGAUUUCUGACAAGUUUGCCUGUGCCUCUUCUGAUCUGCAGCAGGUGGACCUGAUGGGCAUCACAAUCAAGUCUCUGGCUGAGAUCGAGAAAGAGUAUGAUUACAGUUUCCGUACGGAGCACAGUGCAGCAGCUCGCCUCCCUCCUAGUCCAACACGGACCUCCCUGAGCUCCGAGGCCUGAUCUGCUUCUCCUUAAAGGAUUGGACACCAGCAAGAGACACUUGGACACCACGACUGAGAACCUGUCCUGAACUUCUCUAGUCAGCUGCCCUGAAGAGGAAUAAAGAGCCUGAUUAAAGUGGAGCUUCUGUUGGUCUCCUGGAGAUCAUCUGGUCUCUGUUAAAACAUAAAAACCUCACUGUACACACACACAUACACACAUUGUCUUCUAAAGGAGCUGGAUCUGAUGUAGAAAAGAGGACCUGCUUUUUGUGUGGAAAUUCUUGUUUUUCUUUUCAGAGCCUCAGAGGGUUCUUUGUGAUACAAUUAACUUCUCAUCAAGAGGAACGUCUUACAAACAAGAUAAAGGAUACAAGAGUUCCUGUAGUGAAGAACAUCUGUCUGGCCUUUCUGCUGCCAGGAUCUGGCUCCAGGAGGUCAGGGGUCAGCUGUUUAGGUGUUCCUGAUGGAGUUGGAUCUGUUCUCUUCAUGUUACCGUGUUAUUCUGGACUAAGUGUGUGUUCUGUUUGUCUCAGAUAUACAUCCUGUGUUUUGUAAAUGAGCCACUGCUACAGAUGCUGAACCCAAACAUAGAUGUUUACUGCUUUGGUAGCAUUUACCCACAGGGCCAGGCAUUAGCAUCAAAAGGUUGGUCACUGCGUUACGUUUAGAAAACCUCAGAUGGUAGAAAUACUGAGCUCGAGGUUUAGCUUUAGCCCUCAUCUGGCACAUUAAGAGCUACGGUGUCCGAGCUUCUAGGGAUGGAACCACAUUUGACUUUAGAACUUUUUAAAAGCCAGUUUUCAUAGUAAAUAUAUUUAUUAGCAACAUUUCUCAGAAAUAGCUCUCAGACCCUCUGAACUUGAGUUGAAGGGUCACAUAAGCAGAACUGUUCCUUGUUGUCAUCAGUCUGUUUUACCAGUCUGAAACACUGAUCAGACUUAGUGUGACAUAUAAAAAACAGAGCUGACUUCUAAUGUGGGACUUUAUCGUUCUCUUUAAGAGUCCGAUGCAGGUGACCAGCUGCUAGUUCCUUCUAAUAAACCACUAAUGCACCACAUCACAGGCACCAUGCAAGUCCUAGAUGUACUCAUGUUUUUCCACGUUCAGAGUGUUAUUGCACUCAUGUUGUUCUAAUAAUGGUGAAGUGUGCAGAAGCAGCAUGAAAGCCUUGUUUUUGUACCAGUCCAUUUACUCUCAUCGCUGCUGCUCUUAACAGGAACUGCUUCACUGUUUCGUGGUUCAGCCCUGUGUCUUCUGAUGGUUUUUAUAAAGAAUAUUUUGAGUUCAUGUUUUUCAAGAAAGGUGUUGAGUACAGAGCCUCAGUGAUUCUCUCUGGUGUCCCAUGAUGGUGAUGAGGAGAGCUGUGUGGUUGUUGGCUGGUGUGGAGGCUGGGUUAGGGUCAGAAGGACCAGCCUGCUACAAUCUCUCUCUUCCACUUAAACCCAUCAGCCCUGCCCUGCAGCUUGAGCCUGGUGACCUUUAGAGGGUUGAACAAAGUGGACACGACUGUUGUAGUGAAAGUUCCAACAUGAGUUUGUUUGGACAGCAGAUCUCAGAUCAGAUUGCUGAUUAGAGCAUAGAUUGAUAGAAAUCAGUUGCUUUCAGCACCCACAUUGUCUCAUAUGACUGUUACAAUCAAAAUAAUGAUGAUGUUCAGUAUUUUCCAGUCCGUAACAUUUGGAUGAGCAGUUUUUGUCUUAAUUUAUUAAUCAUUUUCCGUAUUGUGACUGUUUUUGUUUCACAUGUACCAUGUCAAACGUCCAGUGCACUGCCGACGGGCGUGAACUCUGUUCCACUGUUCGUCGAACAUUUCUUAGCUGGUUGGGUCAAACAUUUGAAACGGACUAACAAAAAACUGACUAAUGUGUUUGAUAAGGUUGUUUGCAUGGUGACACAACGUGACGGAGCUUAACGUUAUUAUUUUUCUUGGCAAAAGAACAAAAGUCUGAUGUUGGUUUGUAAGCAGAUUUUAUUCUCCAGGUGUGAACAAAUCAGCUUUAGUGUUAUUUGUAUUCUAGGUUUUAAUAAACUGUGGUGAACUGAACCGUA
Molecule: messenger RNA, 3149 nt
Organism: Nothobranchius furzeri (turquoise killifish)
Lineage: Eukaryota; Metazoa; Chordata; Actinopteri; Cyprinodontiformes; Nothobranchiidae
Gene: mvb12ba
Product: multivesicular body subunit 12Ba
Biological process (GO): viral budding; virus maturation; regulation of epidermal growth factor receptor signaling pathway
Cellular component (GO): ESCRT I complex; late endosome
Source: RefSeq, a predicted model, not a curated record